Molecule: messenger RNA, 7046 nt
Organism: Hypanus sabinus (Atlantic stingray)
Lineage: Eukaryota; Metazoa; Chordata; Chondrichthyes; Myliobatiformes; Dasyatidae
Product: gastrula zinc finger protein xLCGF3.1-like
Exons: 4
Coding region: 871-1962 (363 amino acids)
Biological process (GO): regulation of transcription by RNA polymerase II
Molecular function (GO): RNA polymerase II cis-regulatory region sequence-specific DNA binding; DNA-binding transcription factor activity
Source: RefSeq, a predicted model, not a curated record
CUGCACCCCUGUUUAGAUCCAAGUAACAUGGACCCGGGGAUCAAGCUGCCCCGGUUUAUGAGGUGUUGAGCGAGUAUUUCUGGUCUGGGAUCAAAUGUUUGCUUCUGGAGUUCCUUUGGAAGCAAUGCUGCUAAUCUGAGGAGAGAAUGAGUUUGUAUUCCAUCCCUCACAAGGAGAGGCUUUAGACCUGCGGUGAGAGAUUUAUUGGAAGAAAAGCCCACAACUGGAAGCAAACCACGACUGAAGACGAGGGAACAGCAGCAAGUGAACCAGCCCAAGAACCAACUGGAGAGAACCCUUCUGAGUCAGAGUUUCCAUUGAUUCAUUCAGGAGAAAGUUUGGACUGCUCAGGGGAAAUAGUCAUGUUACCUGUGUGUAUUGUGGCGAUGCAGGAGUUGCUGGAGAAUUUACAAGUGUGAAGAAGUGGAGUGAUAUUCGGAAAUCUGACAUUUUAAAGUGUAAUUUAGCAAGCAAACCACAUAUGGACAAAGUGCAAAAGCUCUGGUUAAAUAUGACAAGGAAUUUGUCUAUGGGAAUCUCGAACACAACACGCCAGUUUUGCUAUCUCUGCCCAGAUAUUUAAGAAGAGGAGCAAGGGAUUUACUCGAUCAUCAGAACAACUGGCGUGCCCGUCAUUUUACACGGGGGGAACACAUUCAUCUGCUCAGACAGUGGGAACGGAUUCCCUCGGUCAUUUCAACUGAAGGUACAUCAGCAAGUUCACACUGGACAAGGCCAUUCACCUGUUAUAAGUGUGAGAGGGGAUUCAGUCAGUUAUCCCACUUGUGGACACACCAGUCAGUUCACAUUGGGCAGAGACUGGUCAUUUGCUGAAUUUGUGGGAAAUGAUUCACCAGAUCUUCUGACCGAAUGGCACACCAGCAAGUUCACACUGGAGAGAGGCUGUUCACCUGCUCAGACUGUGGGAAGGGGUUCACUUGCUCAUCUAAACUGAAGGUACAUCAGAGAGCACACACUGGAGAGAGGCCAUUCACCUGCUCAGUGUGUGGGAAGGGAUUCACUAUAUCAUCUCACCUACUGAGACACCAGUCAGUUCACACUGGCGAGCGGCCGUUCACCUGCUCAGACUGUGGGAAGGGAUUCCCUUGCUUAUCUAAACUGAAGGUACAUCAGAGAGCUCACACUGGUGAGAGGCCAUUCACCUGCUCAGACUGUGGGAAGGGAUUCAUUCAGUCAUCUGAACUGAAGGUACAUCAGCGAGUUCACACUGGGGAGAGGCCGUUCACCUGCUCAGACUGUGGGAAGGGAUUCAGUUGGUCAUCCCAUCUGAAGGUACAUCAGCGAGUUCACACUGGAGAGAGGCCAUUCACCUGCUCAGUAUGUGGGAAGGGAUUCAUUCAGUCAUCUCAGCUGAUGAUGCACCAGUCAGUUCACACUGGCGAGAGGCCAUUCACUUGCUCAGACUGUGGGAAGGGAUUCACUUCUUCGUCCCAACUGAAGGUACAUCAGCGAGUUCACACUGGUGAGUGGCCAUUCACCUGCUCAGACUGUGGGAAGGGAUUUGCUCUGUCAUCUCACCUACUAACACAUCGGAGAGUGCACACUAAGGAGAAGCCGUUCACCUGCUCAGACUGUGGGAAGGGAUUCUCUCAGUCAUAUAAACUGAAGGUACAUCGGAGAAUUCACACUGGGGAGAGACCGUUCACCUGCUCAGAUUGUGGGAAGGGAUUCACUCAGUCAUCCAUCCUAAUGGCACACCAGCAAGUUCACAGUGGGGAGCGGCGUUUCACCUGCUCAGAUUGUGGGAAGGGAUUCACUCGGUCAUCUCAUCUACAGAGACAUCAGUCAGUUCACACUGGGGAGAGGCUGUUCACCUGCUCGGACUGUGGGAAGGGAUUCACUCGAUCAUCCACCCUCAUGGCACACCAGCAAGUUCACAGUGGGAGAGGCCAUUCACCUGCUCAGACUGUGAGCAGGGAUUCACUUGUUCAUCUCAACUGAAGGUACAUCAGUGAGUUCACACUGGAGAGAGGCCGUUUACCUGCUCAGUGUGUGGGAAGGGAUUGACUCAGUCAUCUCAUCUACAGACACACAAGCGAGUUCACACAGGAGAGAGACCGAUCAGCUGCUGAGACUUUGGGAAGUAAUUCUGUCAGCAAAAUCAACCAAAUGUGCAUCAUUGAGUUCACAGUGGGGAGAGGCCGUUCACCUGCUGUGAAUGUGGGGAGCGAUUCACUCAGGUCACUUAACCUUAUGUAACUCUUGCUUCAGCUAGCAACUUAAUAUAGGGGGUGAUAGCCCCUGAGCUUGGCCAAACCUAAGAAAUCUCGUUUGUGUGAAUGCUGCAUGAUGUGUCCCCUGUUACAAAUCAGUACCCCAAAAAUAACAAAUGGUACACAAUAUGCGAUUAAACAAUUGAGCUAUUUAAUUCUUACUUUGACUAUAGGAUUAGUAAAGGAAACAAAAAAAAGUAAAAGGGCCCUUUCUCUCCAUUCGUGUCUUCUCAUCUCUCCCUGGCAAAAGACCGUGAAAAUCUACCUUCCAGACUCACAGGAAAGAACAAUAUCUCUCUCUCACUGGAUAGCUAGGCACUCCAAAAUCCUGUUAUUUCCAGUCAUAAGGUAAACAUUGCUGCUGCAGAGAAACCAUUAGCUCAGCAGUGAAACAUAACAGAGAGACCAUUACGUUAGCAGUGAAAUCUCACAGCAUGUUACACUUGUGACACACUACCGGGUUCACACAGGGGAGAUCGUUUCAAUAAGUUGCAUGCUGGAUAUUUGUCCAUCAGUGUUGCUAAAGCUAUUUUGAGAGUGACUAUUGGUGCUGGACUCUACAAUUAUUGCUGCUGCUUACCACAUCUAGUUCUGGGCAUGGGCGGAGUUUCUUCUACUGCAUAUUCACCUUCAAUGGGACUGGAGUUUAAUAUUGAGUGGGGUGGAGUGUGGCCAGUGAAGAAGUGGAGCUUUGACGCUUUGGCUCAAGUAGUUUUGGCAGAUGGAUUGUGCAAUCAAGUCAAUCCAGAUUUGAAUAGCUCUUGGAGGCUGUGCCUGUUUGUGAAUGGAGUAACAUCAGUUUCUGUGCUGCUCCUACUUUUGUACCUUUCCCCAUAGUUUAAACAGAAUUUAAUAUCUUCAGUUGCUGAUUCUUGAAGGGGAACAAUAUGUAUUUGAGGAGUGGGAAGUACUUGUCUGAACCUAGUGAUAAAGGCAACGGGAAAGGAAAGAUGCAAAAGGAAGUAUCUGAUGAAAUGCCAUUGUGGGCUGAAGAUAUGGCUUGGAUACAGUUCAUUUAAAGACUAACUUGAAAAGAAUAGUAUUGAAAUGAUGUCAUUUCUGGGAAAACAAAGAUCUGGAAGCUCAAGUCACUACACACAAAGAGGAAUCGAAGAUAAUUAAGCAAAAAUUGCUUGAAAGUAAAAUAAAAUAAAACUCGUUUGUAAAGGUAUCGAAAUAAGAUUAUAGACCUGGAAACUAGGUCUCGCCGAAGGAAUAUAAAAAUUGUUGGGCUGCAGGAAGGAGUUGAAAAUGUAGAUUUAACUUCUUACAUUGGUAAGCUUUUUCAUACCUUAUUUCCUUCUAUAUUAUCAUAGCCGCCUACUAUAGAAAGAGCACACAGAACUUUUACUUCAAGAUCUCAAGAUCCAAAUAAACCAAGGGCUGUUCUGGUUUGAUUUCAUUAUUUUAAGAUUAAAGGUCAAAUAAUGCGACAGGCAAGAAAACAGUUUUUAGAUUUGAGACAUCUGAGCUUGGUUUUUAUGAAGAUUAUUCGAAGGAGGUAAUGGAACAAUGAUCAAAAUUUGCUCUGGUAAUGAAACAGGCAUAUGAUAAGAAAUUGUUUCCUUCUUUGCGUCACCAACAAGAAUUACAUUUUUUCCUCCUGAUUCUCCUCCUAGUACAUAUUGUGAUCUGAAAGUUGCACUGGCGUUUGAUUAAACUAUACCUGCUGCGACUGCCGAUCGAACUGUCUGGCAUAUUAUCUGCAUAAUAGCUUUUCGGGAAGAAGAUUUAUGAAGGCUACUUGGACAUUUCAUUGAGAGACUAUUAAAAGAACAUUAGGGGACUUGUUUAUUAUUGCAUAUCAAUGUUUUUUUGGUAAGAAGAUUUAAGGUUGAAGUAUGAUUGCUUAAGUGGUUAUUUGGACAUUUGACGGAGAAAAAUAACAUAAAAGGACUUAUUCCUUUAACCUAAUAUCUGGUUUGAUAUUUUUUCUGUUUUUUUCUUAAUUAACUAACUGAUAGUUUUUCCUACUAAUGGGGCUAUUUCCAUCUCUUAUAUAUACUUAGCGGAGGUUUCAAUUAUUUGUAUAAUAUUAUUAGUUUUAAAGAUAGUGCUGAUCUGUUAUUAAACACUAUGCUUGGUUUCUCUAGGUAAUAUGCUUUAGAUUUUAAUAAUUGCUUAUUUUUAAAAUUAUUUUCAAUAUAUUAGUAUGUUUUUUUAUAUAAUGAAUUUUAUUGCAUCUUAUAUCUGAAUUUAAAGCUUUUUUAGGGGAUUUAAUGUUAAGCUUAAGAUGGAGCUGUUUUUUUUCUUUUUAAGAGAUACAAUUUUUUGGUUUCCUCUUUGUUUAAAAAAAAAAGCAAAUAUAAACAUGAGAUAGUUUGUAGAUGCUGGAAUGUAAACAAUUUCUUUUGUUGAGACUGUUGUCCCUCUUACAUGGUCAGUGAGUUUCAUUUUUUAACUGGGGAGGGAGAGAGAACCUUUUUUAAUCUUUUUUUUCGGACAGACAGAGCAGCUUUAGCUGUGUUUUCUAUCGUAGGGUGCCUGAUUUUCUGGGCUGUGGAGGGAGUGGGAUGGGGUUAGAAUUAGUGUUUUUUUUUCCCAUUGGGUGGUUCAGGAGCAUGUGUGUUUUCUGUGUGGUUGUAUUCUCCAUCGCCACAAUUUUUGAUCAUCCCGUAUUGGUAUGUGCUCGGCGCAUGUGUAAAGUAGAAUAAAAUUAUAGUAUGGAAUCUAAACAGAUUAAUGUAAUAAGUUAGAAUGUACAUGGUUGGAAUCAUCCAAUCAAAUGAAAAAAGACUUUUAAAAUCAUUAAUCGAUUACAACCUGAUAUCAAGGCGGGAGAUCAAAAUAGGUUUUAUGGAUCGUGGAAGAGUUUGCAAUUUCACUCCACUUCUCAAAGUAAAGCUAAGGGAGUGUCUAUUUUUAUUAAAUCCAAUAUUUCGUUCAUUCAAGAAAACAUUAAGUCAGAUUCUUUUGUCGAUUUUUAAUUGUUAAAGGUAUAAUUUGUAACAGAAAAGCUGUUUUGGUCCAUUUGAAUGGUCCUAACUAAGUUCUUAUUUUUAAAAAAUGUAUUUGCUUUACUGCCUCAUUUAAAUGAAUAUAUGUUGAUAAUGGGCGGGGAUUUUAACUGUUGUUUAAAUCCUUUGAUUGACAAGAGCUCAACCAACCAGCAACUUCCAAAUCACUCCGCAUUACUUAUUAAUUCCUUUUUGACAGAUUUUUGGAUUGAUUGAAUUAUGCAGAUAUUUACACCCUGAUGAUAGAGAAUAUUCUUUUUUGUCACAUGUUUAUAGAAAAUAUUCAAGGAUCGAUUAUAUUAUAGUUGAACUUUGCUUCUUGCCUAGUGUUAAGAAUUGUGAGUAUGAUACUAUCACUGUAUCUGCUCAUGCAGCUUUCAGUUUGUUUUUCGAAUUCGAUGAUGCCAUCCUUGCCCACCCACCUUGGUGCCUGUCUCAGACAUCAUUGCAGAAUUCAGACUUUGUUAGCUUCAUUGAAAACCAGGUAAUAUAAUUUUUUUUAAUGUUACAUGAAUCACAUGGGAUACAUUUAGAGCAUUUUAAGGUGGUCAUAUCAUUUCUUAUUCUGCUAACCUGAAAAAACAGACUAAAGUAGAAUUAGAUAAGAUUACAGAACAAGUUAAAGACUUUGAUAAUAUUUAUGUGAUUUCCCACUAAUUUAAACUAAGGAUGGAACUUCAAUCACAAUAUAAUUUAUUAUUAACUCAUCCUAUUGAAGGCUAUUUGCUUAAGCUAAAAAGUCAAUUUUAUAUGUUUUGAGAUAAAAAAUAACAAACUGCUUGAGUCUCAAUUAAAAAUGGCCAGAGCCAAAAGGCAAAUUUUGAAAAUCUGUAGGAAAGAUUGUACCCUGGCUUGGGAAUUUAGGUUCUUCUAAAAUGAUUUUUUUUUUUACGAAAGAUUGUUUUUGCUCGAAUUUCUGUUAAGGAUCAAAAAACUCUUGAUGCCCAAAUUACCGAAGCCAAAAUUCAUCAAGCUAUUUUUUCAAUGCCAUCUGGUAAGGCCCCUGGACUUGAUGAGUUCCAUGUAGAAUUUUAUUAAUAAAUUAGAAAAUUACUCUCUCUGUAUAUUUAGGAAAUGUUUAAGGACUCUUUUGUGAAAGACAAUUUACACUUUACUUUUUAUGAUGCUUCUAUUGCUUUAAUUCUUAACAAGGAUAAAGGUCCUUCUGAUUGUGCCUCAUUUAGACCUAUUUCAUUAUUGAAUGUUGAUGCUCAGAUUCUGUCAAAGAUAAUGGCCAAUUGGUUGGAAAAUUUUUGGGUAAAGUUAUUUUUAAAGAUCAAACAGGCAUUAUAGACAGCCAUUAUUACUUUUCAAAUGUUUGGAGAUUAUUUAACAUUAUAUACCCAUCUUCUUUUAAAACUCUAUAAUGUGUCAUUUCUUUCGAUGCUGAAAAUGCGUUCGAUCGAGUUGCAUGAAAAUAUUUAAUGUUUUAGAGAAAUUUGGCUUUGGUGUUAAUUUAAAUAAUUGGAUUAGAAUGAUAUAUAAAACUCCUAUUGCCUCUGUUAUUAUUAAAAUAUAAUAUCUUAUAUUAUUAUAGAUAAUAAUAUCUUGUAUUAUUAUCUACAAGAUAAUAAUAUCUUGUAUUAUUAUCUACAAGAUAAUAAUAUUGUAGAUUAUUAUCUACAAUAAUAAUUGUAGAUCUCUUUAUUCAGCUUUCACGGAGGACAAGACAAGGUUGUCUAUUAAGUCCUUUGUUAUUUAACUCAAAAUUAGAAUCCCUUGGUAUCACUCUUCGUGACGCUAAAGAUAUUCAUGGGAUUCUUGUGAAUGAGAUUUCUCUUUACACUGAUGAUUUUCUGGUUUAUGUAUCUAAUCCCGAGGAAUCUCCUUGCCUUGCUAAAAUUAUUUAAUGAAU